Molecule: messenger RNA, 429 nt
Organism: Morchella importuna
Lineage: Eukaryota; Fungi; Ascomycota; Pezizomycetes; Pezizales; Morchellaceae
Exons: 1
Coding region: 1-429 (142 amino acids)
Source: RefSeq, a predicted model, not a curated record
AUGCGACUCUCCCCACUCUCCCCACUCUUCUCCCCACUCUUCCCUUCGCUCCUCUCACUCCUCCUCUCACUCCUCCUCCUCCUCCUCCAGUCAGCAUCAGCAACAGCAGCAGCUGCAGCCCAAGCAGACACCACCAACCCGUUCGCGCCGCCGGUCUGCCGCGACGGCUACCUGUCCUGCAACACUGUGGAGCACCCCGAGGUCUGCUGCCCCGUCAAUACCGUGUGCACGUUCGACAGCCUGGGCACCAUUGCAUGCUGCCCGUACCAGAGCGCGUGCACGGGCUAUGUCAUUCCGCAGAACCUGACAAAGUAUCAGAUACCUGCGCCGGCGAGUGACGGGUCGGGGGCGGGGCGCGGGCGGGGCGGAGGGUGGUGGUUGUGGGGGACGGUGGGGUUGGUGGUGGGGGUCGUGGGAGGGGUGCUGUGA